AUGCCAGGUUCAAGCAGUAGUGGUGUAAGAGCAACUGCUGCUGGUAGUGGUGCACUUGCCACAAAUUAUGGUGCUUCUACAUCUGUCGGUCCAUCUAGCAGUAGUGGUCAACUUCCAUUAUGCAAUGGUCCAACAGGCACUCAGACAAUUGAGGAACAGAUAAAACAAAUUGAUAGGAUCACAAAAGAAUGCGACAAUUCCCGUAAAAGUCUAGAAGCUAUAAAUCGGAGAUUGGAUGAUUUAACAGAUGAAAUGAGGAGAUAUCGAGAAUUUUUGGGACAUGAAAAAACAAGACGCGUCCCAGCUCUUUAUAAGACAACAAAUGCAGAACCUUUAAGUGUUUACAAUGAAAGUAUAUGCAGAUUAAUAGAUUCAUUGACUUCACAAUUAACUUUGGAAUGGACAGAAAAAUUACGGUCAAUUCAGAAUCAAACGAUUGCCAGAUUUCCAAAUGAAAAGGGUUAAAACACAAAAGAUAUUCACCUAUUUUUUCAUUUUUGU
Messenger RNA from Meloidogyne enterolobii, 501 nucleotides. The record is from the annotation of a GenBank genome assembly. NCBI's taxonomy places the organism in Eukaryota, Metazoa, Nematoda, Chromadorea, Rhabditida, Meloidogynidae.